Anas platyrhynchos (mallard) is the source of this 11388-nucleotide messenger RNA. RefSeq names its product bromodomain and WD repeat domain containing 3 (gene BRWD3). The record is from RefSeq and is a predicted model, not a curated record. Gene Ontology annotation, molecular function: protein binding. Gene Ontology annotation, cellular component: nucleus. Gene Ontology annotation, biological process: regulation of cell shape; cytoskeleton organization; regulation of transcription by RNA polymerase II. Lineage: Eukaryota; Metazoa; Chordata; Aves; Anseriformes; Anatidae.
GGGCGCUCCCCGGCUGCGGGAGGCUCCCGGCAGCGCCCCCGUGCGGCUGGCGGGGCUCCCUGCGGGCCGCUGUGCGCUGCGGGCCGGGCAGAGCGGCGGGGCCGGCGGCGCUGCCAUGAAGCCGGCGGGGAGCCGCGGCGGGGCGAGCGGCUCGGCCGCGCACCGGGGCUCGCCCGUAGGGGCUCGGCCGCUGUAGGAGGAGCGGCGACACCUCGGGGAGACACCCGCCGCUGCCCCUUCUCCCCCCCUUCCCCCGGGCCUCCUCCUCCUCCGUCGGAGGAUGGCGGCAGCGGCCGCCCCGACGCAGCUGGAAGCCGAGCUCUACUACCUGAUCGCCAGGUUCCUGCAGUCGGGGCCCUGCAAGAAAUCCGCCCAGGUGCUGGUGGAGGAGCUGGAGGAGCACCAGCUGAUCCCCCGGCGCCUGGACUGGCAGGGCAAGGAGCACCGGCGGAGCUUCGAGGACCUGGUGGCUGUCAAUGCACACAUCCCUCCGGAUUAUCUUCUUCGGAUCUGCGAGAGGCUGGGACCGCUCUUAGACAAGGAAAUCCCUCAGAGUGUCCUAGGUGUGCAGACCUUGCUAGGCGUUGGGCGGCAGUCUCUGUUACGGGCAGCAAAAGACUUCAGACACACGCUAUGGAAAGGAUCUGCAUUUGCAGCUCUCCACAGAGGCCGGCCUCCCGAACUACCUGUAAAUUAUGGGAAACCACCAAACGUGGUAAAUAUAAUUUCUGCCAGGCAAUUAACUGGAUGUGGACGCUUCAGCCACUUGUUCCCAACAUCCACCUACCAACAGAUGAAGAUGCACAAGAGGAUUUUGGGGCAUCUAUCAUCUGUUUACUGCAUAGCCUUUGAUCGCAGUGGGAGAAGGAUUUUUACAGGGUCAGAUGAUUGCUUGGUCAAAAUCUGGGCUACAGACGAUGGGCGCCUGCUCUCAACGUUGCGAGGACACUCGGCUGAAAUUUCUGACAUGGCUGUUAACUACGAAAACACGCUGCUUGCUGCAGGCAGUUGUGAUAAAAUUGUCAGAGUAUGGUGUCUUCGAACCUGUGCCCCGGUCGCAGUGCUGCAGGGCCAUUCAGCUUCCAUUACUUCCAUACAGUUCUCUCCAGCAAGAAAAGGCACAACACGAUACCUCACUUCUACUGGUGCUGACGGAACAAUCUGUUUCUGGCAGUGGCAUGCUAACACCAUGAAGUUUAAGGAUCGCCCUGUAAAAUUUGCAGAGAGGUCCAGGCCUGGUGUUCAGAUCUCUUGUUCUUCUUUCAGUUCAGGUGGCAUGUUCAUUGCAACAGGUAGUACUGACCACGUGAUAAGAAUUUAUUAUUUGGGCUCGGAAUCUCCAGAGAAAAUGGCCGAGUUAGAAUCUCACACGGACAAAGUAGUUGCAGUCCAGUUCUGUAACAAUGGCGACAGCUUAAGAUUUGUCAGUGGAAGCAGAGAUGGAACAGCAAGAAUCUGGCAUUACCAUCAGCAAGAAUGGAAGAGUAUAGUCCUGGAUAUGGCUACUAAAAUGACAGGAAACAAUGUAGCAUCUGGGGAGGACAAGGUGACUAAGCUGAAGGUUACUAUGGUGGCUUGGGAUAGAUAUGAUGCCACUGUCAUCACUGCAGUCAACAAUUUCCUUCUCAAAGUGUGGAACUCAUCCACAGGGCAGCUUCUUCAUAGCUUAUCUGGUCACGAUGAUGAAGUUUUUGUUCUGGAGGCUCAUCCGUUCGACCAAAGGAUCGUCCUUUCUGCAGGCCAUGAUGGAAAUAUUUUUGUUUGGGAUAUAGACAAAGGAACAAAAAUUCGCAAUUACUUUAACAUGAUUGAGGGCCAAGGCCAUGGAGCUGUUUUUGAUUGCAAGUUUUCACCAGAUGGACAGCAUUUUGCCUGCACAGACUCUCAUGGACAUCUGCUACUAUUUGGUUUUGGAUGCAGUAAAUAUUAUGAAAAGAUUCCAGAUCAGAUGUUCUUCCAUACAGACUACCGACCACUGAUCCGUGAUGCAAAUAACUAUGUGUUGGAUGAACAGACUCAACAGGCUCCACAUCUUAUGCCUCCCCCAUUUCUGGUGGAUGUUGAUGGAAAUCCUCAUCCCACGAGAUUCCAGCGGCUGGUACCGGGGAGAGAAAAUUGCAAGGAUGAACAACUUAUUCCUCAGCUGGGAUAUGUAGCUAAUGGUGAUGGUGAAGUAGUUGAACAAGUCAUUGGGCAGCAAACUAAUGACCAAGAUGAGAGUAUCCUUGAUGGCAUGAUCAGAGAGCUGCAAAGGGAACAAGAUCUAAGACUAAUUAAUGAAGGAGAAACUCUUCCAAACCCUCCACUUAAUAGAUCCCACUCUGUUAAUGGAGCUCUUCGAAGUCCAAGCUUGGAGAUUGCAUCUCCACCGAAUGUUGGUCUCCGGAGAAGUGGUCAGAUUGAAGGGGUCCGGCAAAUGCACCACAACGCUCCCCGGAGUCAAAUGGCAACAGAGAGAGAUCUCAUGGCGUGGAGCAGAAGAGUAGUGGUGAAUGAGCUUCCCCCAGGCAUCAGCAAGGUGCAGGAAGAAUGUAGAGCUGCCAAAGGUGAAAUCGAAAUUGGUUUAUACAGUGUUGAAAAGAAGAGAAAGCCAUCCCACACCUUACAACGGAAUGAUUACCAGCCGGGAAGUGGAAGGUCUUUGAGAAGAAACCAACGCAAACGCCAGCACGCCUACCAAACACGCUCCACGAUAGAACACAGUCAGCAAGGAGCGAGUCAAAACGCACGUGCACGGGAAGAAUCAGACAGCUCCUCAGAGGAAGAUGAGACAGUUGGCACAAGUGAUGCAUCUGUGGAUGAUCCUGUGGCAGCGUGGCAAAGUGAAAGCAGUUCCAGUGAUUCAUCAAGUGAAUAUUCAGACUGGACAGCAGAUGCUGGAAUUAAUCUCCAACCUCCAAAGAGACAAACCAGGCAGGCAGCUCGGAAAAUCUGUAGUAGUUCUGAAGAUGAAAAUAUGAAGGGAACAAAAGGAGUGGAGCAAAAACGAAGGAAACUUAAGCAGCCUAGAAAAAAGAAACCAAGUGGGCUGCUUUCGAUGGAAGGUGAACCCAGUGAAGAAUGGCUUGCCCCCCAGUGGAUCUUGGAUACUAUACCCCGCCGCUCACCUUUUGUCCCACAAAUGGGAGAUGAGAUCAUAUAUUUUAGGCAAGGCCAUGAAGCUUAUGUACGGGCAGUAAGGAAAGCAAAAAUUUACAGUAUUAACAUGCAAAAACAACCAUGGAACAAAAUGGAACUCAGGGAACAAGAAUUUGUAAAGACUGUAGGAAUCAAAUACGAAGUUGGGCCUCCUACACUCUGUUGCUUGAAGCUUGCAUUCCUAGAUCCGAUCACAGGCAAAAUGACAGGAGAGUCAUUUUCCAUAAAGUACCACGAUAUGCCAGAUGUUAUUGACUUCCUUGUGCUGCAUCAGUUUUAUAAUGAAGCCAAAGAAAGGAACUGGCAAAUAGGGGAUAGAUUUCGCAGUAUAAUAGAUGAUGCUUGGUGGUUUGGAACUGUGGAGAGUCAGCAGCCUUUCCAGGCAGAAUAUCCUGAUAGUUCCUUCCAGUGCUACAGUGUUCACUGGGACAACAACGAAAGAGAGAGGAUGAGCCCAUGGGACAUGGAGCCAAUUCCAGAAGGAACUGCUUAUCCAGAGGAGGUUGGUGCUGGAGUCCCUGUGACUCCAGAUGAGCUGACAGCUCUUCUCUACAAACCCCAGGAAGGAGAAUGGGGGGCCCAUUCCAGAGAUGAAGAAUGUGAACGAGUAAUUCGGGGGAUUGAGCAACUUCUUUCCCUUGACAUUUCUAAUCCCUUUGCUGUUCCAGUGGACCUUAGUGCCUAUCCCAUGUAUUGCACUGUAGUUGCUUAUCCAACGGACCUCACCACAAUCAGGAGGAGACUUGAAAACAGGUUUUAUAGGAGAAUCUCUGCACUGAUGUGGGAGGUACGCUACAUUGAACAUAAUGCCAGGACUUUCAACGAGCCAGACAGUCCUAUAGUCAAAGCAGCCAAAAUCGUAACAGAUGUCUUACUCCGCUUCAUUGGGGAUCAGAGUUGUACGGAUAUAUUAGAAAUAUAUAAUAAGGUGAAAGCAGAGGACCUGAGCAGUACUGAUGAAGAGGAGGAGGUGGCAGAAGUAGAUGUAGAUUCAGAUGCUCCAGGAACUUCCUCUGGGAAAAGACGAGUAAGGCGAAGAAUAAAAAGACAGCCCAUGAAAGCAAGUCCUGAUGCUUGGAAAGAGCAAUGCAAACAGUUGUUAAACUUGAUUUAUGAAAGAGAGGACUCUGAGCCAUUUAGACAGCCGGUUGAUCUGUUCUCCUAUCCUGAUUAUCGAGAUAUUGUUGACACUCCUAUGGAUUUCAGCACUGUGAAAGAAACCUUGGAAGCAGGAAACUACACUAGUCCGUUGGAAUUUUACAAAGAUAUUCGCUUAAUAUUCUGCAACUCUAAAGCUUACACUCCUAAUAAAAAGUCUCGAAUAUACAGCAUGACACUUCGACUAUCUGCCUUAUUUGAAAAUCAUAUGAAAAAUAUCAUCUCUGAGUACAAGUCAGCAAUGCAAUGUCAGAAGAGGAAAAGGCCACGGUAUCGAAAACGGCUAAGAAGCAGUAGCAGUUCCCCAUCAACUAGCAGAGCAUCUAGUCCAAAAGGGAAACAGAAGCAAAUGAAGAUUCAACCUAAAACCAACCAGAAUACCUCACUGCCUUUGACUAGGACUAGCUCUUCAGUUUCAUCUCACGUUUCAGAUACCACAGAGGAACCUUUGGGUUCAGCCACUGGUGAAGAGUUGGAAGGUCAGCCGUCUUCCUCGGGCUCAAAUGCACAGAACCGAAGUGGAAAUACCAUCGAUCCAGGGAAAAGUAGACCGAUCAGAAGUAAACUGACACCAGUGAAACAAGAUCACUCUCCUGAUGGACCACUUACAAAUGGUGAUGGCAGAGAACCUCGGACAGGAGUCAAGAGGAAGCUAGUAAGUGCAUCAGAAGAUGAGCAUCUGGAGGAGGCAGAGGAAGAGGAAAAGAAGAAAAGAGACUUAAAGGAGAAGUCUGGUUUAUCUUCAUCAGAAAGUGGGGAAUCAGCAUCCAGUUCAAGUUCUGAAAGCAGAAGUGGCUCUGAUUCAGACUCUGAAUCAACAUCUAGAACAGAUCAGGAUUACAUUGAUGGAGACCAUGACUACAGCAAAGUUGUGCAAUCCAAAAAACCCAAGAGAAAAAUCAAAAGAAAAGUCACCAGUGGGAAGAGGAAUUGGCAGGGCAGAGGGACAGGGAGGAGGGGUAGGUGGGGGAGGUGGGGCAGAUGGAGUAGAGGGGGAAGAGGUGGAAGAGGUGGACGAGGUUGUGGCAGAGGAAGAGGUGGUGGCAGGGGAGGAAGAAGAGGCCGGGGAGGCAGAGGAGCCUCGCGAGGAGCCACCAGAGCGAAACGUGCCCGAAUUACAGAUGAUGAAUUUGAAAAUCUGUUUGGAGGACAAUUUGGUGAGAACGUCUUUGGAGGCCGAUUCAGUAGGCCGCCUCGAAUCAAAACAAGGAACGAGGGCAGGAGGACUGUCCUGUAUAACGACGAUUCUGAUAAUGACAAUUUUGUGCACACCGAGGAUCCUUUGAACCUUGGUACUUCCAGGUCAGGCAGGGUGCGGAAAAUGACAGAAAAAGCCAGGGUCAGCCAUCUCAUGGGAUGGAAUUAUUGACAGAUGAAAAACUUUGGAACAAUUUUAAAAGAACUUCAAUGGCCUUCUACUGCAGGGAUUUUACCAGAAAAUCUACCAAGCAAGUUGUGCGGGGACUCCACUCAUGUCUCACAGUGGUGCUUUUCCAUUAUGUCAAUUUGCGUUUGUUUUCAAACUUCAGAUCGCCACACUUCAUUGGUCAAAAGAAGCCUUAUUCAUUAGGCCUUAAAUUGCAGAAAUUCUUCCCCACACACUACGAGUUCAUCGCAUUAAAGAGGCUUCCAGCUUCUCAAUAAGAACAUGAUAUUUUAAAUCAUGAUUAUGACUUCUCUCCCUUGUUUUGUUUUUGUAUUAUAGAAAUAGCACCUUCUUACAGAGUUUUUAUGUGGUUUCUGCCAUAAAUCCUUAUACACAGUAAUAAUUAUAACUUUUGCACAAUACACCAAUCCUAAAGGCAGCUAUAAAAUGUUUACAGUUUCUAUAUUGUAAGAAGGAUCUGGAUUAUUUUAAUCUUCCCAGGCCAAACAGUCAUGAAUUGUGCUGAACUGAAGUAUGUCUAUACUACAGUUACGGGGGUCCUGAUGUGCUUUCUAUCGGUUCUUUAUUCGUGUAAAAAGUGACAAAGGGUUGGUGCCUUGUAAAUAUGUAGCAAACCUUUGAUGUGGUGUGUCCUAUGUGUGCAUUAACUUUAUUAAAAAGAGAAUACUUGAGAAGUAUGAAUAUCUAGACAAAAGGUGCCAAAUGCAAAAGUUACUUGCAUCUAUUUUCUUUUUGUCCUCUCAUAUUUUUAUAGUAUUAAUAGAGAUUGUGCAGCUAAGGGGUAACUUCAACAUUUGAAAGGUUCCUCCUCUUCAAAGCAUAACGUGAUUUUUAAUAGUAGCUUGGCUACCUCUAUUUACAACUACUGGAAACUUAAAAGAAAAUAGAUGCUAUUAGUCAGUAUGUGUUGAAGAAGAGGCAAGCAGGAGCGCAGAGGGAUGGAAUUGCUCGCUGAGUUGUACAGUAACUAUAUCUCCAUUAUAUCGACACGAUGAAAACGAAUCCAAGUAACGAUCAGUUUUCAGAAGCAUGAUGUUUUCAGCAGGUGGUAGUUUGUGCAGGUAGGCCAACUGGCUCCCACACGGUUUUGCUGCGACUUAACUCGGUGCAAAUCUGUGGUGGUUUUAAUUUGUCCCCUGGAGCUGAGGGGGAAGCUGAACUGAGCUCUGGUGGCUAGCAGUCCUGGUAGCUUUCUGUUCUCGUCCUCCAGACAGACUCUUGUGUCUCAAGCUUCCAGAAGAGAAUUCGUGUUGCACUGUACUUGUUAUACUGAAAACUGCAAACUUGAAAACAGAACUCAUUUGGGUAGGAAUAGUACAGUUUGUGACAACGCGAGGGAAGUCGGUAGUGUCUUUCCCCAGCGAAAGGCAGCGGUGUCAGUGAGCAGGACCAGGGGAUUUGUCGUGGGGUGAGCUGGAGCUGGGCAGCCUCUUUGCUGAGUAGGGUCUGGUUGAAAUAUAUAUGGGACUUCAGUUGUCUCCUGUUGCUGAAAAGAAUCUGACAGUUCCAGCUUGGUUAAGAGAGUACAUUGGUUUACAGAGAGAACAAAUGAAAAAAAAAAAAAAAGAGGUUAGAAAUUUUUAGUGGAGUUUUUCAAGAUUUCUUUCUUUAAAAAAUUUUCAUCCAGUAUCCUUAAGUUCAUCUGUGCACGGCUUGGUCAAUAAUUCUGGAAAACCUCAGGCAGCAAAGAGUGACCCAUGUAUAUUCUCAGAUGCAGAAGGAAUUUAAUUUUUGACUUUCUAUAUUAAGCACUAGCUAUUUUAUCUCGCUUUCCAAAAAUUCUACUUAGAUGCAAAAUGACUUGAAAAAAAUGCAAAGGUUUAGUUUUGUGAUGGAGGAGAGUAUAUCCUAAAUUGCUCAGAGCAUUAAUAUGAGUUUAUGGUACAGUAGAAAAAUCACACUUUUUUAAUAACUGUUUUGAAUCAGCCAUAAUCCAUUUCUGGACUUAAUUCAGUUGUGUUUUGAUGGGAAUAUAGUGCAGAGGCUCUCCUAGUUCUGUAUUGGGCUUUAAAAUAUAAACACCCGUCCUAUCAUCUCUCUCUCAUAUAUAUAUAAUAUAUAUAUAUACAUACAUAUAUAUUUAUAAAAAAAAAAAAAGUGUUAUUUCUUUGAUUGGUCCUCCUACAUACGGUAACCAGGAAUAGCAUGUAUGCAUCAGCUCAUAGUCAGAAUCAUACCCAUUUUAGAUCAGUCCUGUUGAGCUAACGUAAACACUAUGGUUUCUGUUCUAAAGCCUGAAAAGCUUGAAAUGCAAAAGAAAUGCUUUUCUUAUAUUUCUGACUGGCCGAAGAUCCACUUCCUUAUUUAUUUUGUGUAAGGGUCGGGGGGAGGUAAACACGUGGAUUCCAGAGAAAUCCUUUUAUAAGUUGUGUAUUUUAGCAACGAUUAGAAUAAUAUUAAAUAUGUUCUCAAAUGUAUCUUUUCUAUGUAAUGAAGUACUGUGAAGAUAACAGUGAAGCAUCACUUUACUGUGGCGUAAGUAUUAAUCAUACGUGUUACAUGAUUACGAGCUAGACAGCAGGGUGUGCUAGAACAACAGAACUAUUGCUUAUUGUAAAAGAAAAUGUGUAUUUUUUUAUUUUUUUUUUGGUGCAUGAGAACCUUUUUAUAAGCAUGAAACAAUAACUUGUUUUUAGCUGCGUUCUUUCCGCUUGGUUUGGUAUCUGGGUUCUUCCCCUGAGUUGGGCAGUUGGUUUCUCGUGGCCUCGUUCCGCGGCAGAACGGUAACUGUAGGAAUUCGGGCGCUUUCUCUCAAACCCCAAAUCCUACUAGGAGCUGCUUACGGUUGCAGAAAGCCUGAUCCCAACCCAGCAGGUGCAUCGGGAACAGUAAUUCGAUGGAAGCCGGGCACUGGCACUGUCCCCGGCCCCACACGCGCUCAGGGCCGCGGCCUCUCCUGCCCACAGCUCUGCUCUCUCUGUAGCACUCCCAUUUCUCCUGGACCAGGGCAUCCCUGACCAAGCUCGUUUUGCGGUUCCACUGUGCCAUGGCAUCGUUUCGGCCCCCACUUGGCCCACCUUUAGCUUUCUGUCAUGCUUUGUUUUCCUGUUCGCCUGUUGGUGCCCCUUGUCUCCAGCCUCCCGUUCCCGCCCCGCAGGUUACCUGUGGGGCUCUGGGUGUUUUCUGACACCCUGAUGAACGUUGUUUCAGCCAGACUCUUAGGGUGUAAGGCUUAAUUCGUUGCCUGUUGUUUGUCAAGGAGCUGAACUGUCCCGUGACUUGCCACUUUUUGUAUGUCUGCCUUACCUUGGCCGCCCCUCGCCCCGAUGGGGCACUGUGCCCACCAUGCUGUGUCUACUGAAUUAUUACUCUUUUUUUUCCCUUGCUGUAUGAUUUUAAUGUCAAAUCUGUGAAAUUGUGGGCUUCCUGCCUUGCAGGGUAUCUCUGUUGGAAGUGCCCAUGGAGCUUCUUUGUUGGUGCUGGAGCUGGGGCUGUGCGGUUUUAUCGCUCCUUUUGUCCUUGUUUCCUUCAAGCCGUGUUGUAGCUGUUGUGUGUGUGUGCUCUGCCUUCCCGGUGCCACAUUCCUCUUCCCUCUCAUCUCUCCUUUUUUGGUAGCCCACCCGUGCUCCUCUUGGAAGCUCCCCAGGGCAGCGGUGGCCUCAGGGGCAGCUUCUCCAGGUUCUCCACGUCCCCAGCGCUUCGGAAGCUGUCCUCUUUUCCUAGCUUUUCUAUCUCAUCCCAAGUAGAAAUGCCUUGUUUGCUUUCAAACUUCAUUCCUUAACUGCAGAUCACAAAUUGGAUAAAGAGAGAGCCUGGUGGGCUUGCUUAAUGUAGCAUCGAAAAUCUUGGGUUGCUCCUCCCAGUUACAGGAGCUGGCAUAGGCGUAAGCAGAGGCCACCCCCAUCAACUCCCCCCUGCAGGUGAACGAGCUAAACAGAAUCAUUAACAAAUAAUAACUUUGGGAAUGAUUUUUGGUUGCCUAAAAUCUUGUGUCCUUUGCGUACUUUAAUUCUCCCUGACCGUGUUCUUAAAUGCACACCUCAGGUGCUUCUGCGUGCGGGCUGCCGGGUUCAGAGCACUGAAAAGAGCCGACAUUGGGCGCGUAGUAAAAAUUGUUCUGGAGUAAUUUAUAAAAUAUGGAAAAAGAAACUAAAAUGUGUUGCUUUUGUCAGUGUUGGAGGCUCUGCUGACCUCAGAAAGCAAGAUAACCUUGGCAGGCAUGUAAGGUACUGCUCCUGGAUGGCUCUGAGUGUCUCUGACAACUUCAAAAUCACACAGUACUAACCCGAGAAAAUAAGUUUAAAUCUCUAAUUCCUGAUAAGGACCCAAGAUUGCUGUUCCCUCUUUAACCUGGGUGGUCAAGGACAGGGAAAACCAAAUUGCUGCAGGCGUAGGGAUGUCUUGUCAGCCCUGACUGGGGCGUCCUGCUACCGCUGGUCUGUGUCAUCCAUUCGGUGUUCUAGAAAUGUGUUUGUGCGUUUACAUUUCUUGAUUUAUUUUUUAUUUUUUAAAUCAUCGUGCAAAGUUUUAUAAAAAGCUAAUUAUUUACACGAUAGACUGAAGGAGCAGUUAACAAUCCAAGGCUAAAUCUCUAUUUAGUAUCGUAGGGAGCUGUCAUUGUGUUCUUACAAGUAUGUAUUAUAGAAAAUUACUGCGCAUGUGCGAUAGAUAAUUUUCAAUAUUAGUAUAUCAGAGGUUUACACAUUUGAAAAAAAAAAAAAAAAAGACAAAAAAAACUCCUUUAUGUACAGUAAGUAACAGCCUGCAAAACUUAGUCUGAAAGUUGUCUUUUUUAGUAUUAGAAAUGCAAAGACCUGUUGGAAGCUUGUACAUUUUUACUGUGUCAUGUUCAGCCCACAGCAAGCGUACACAACUGUGCUCUGAAUCCCUGAAAACGUUCCGGUGGAAUUGCUGUCACAGCCUUAACUCUAGUGUUAUAAAAAUGGUGCUUAAAUACAUUUACGUGCGUGGAUGUGGGUACCUGACCAGGCUUUGUGAGAAUUUCAAGUCAAACGAAGCUGCGCUUGCGAGUUAACGCUCCUGGCUAAGAACGGCGGCCACGUGUUAGCCAAUUUCCAGCCUGUGGCUGGCCGGCAAGUGGUUCAGCUCGUGGGCAACCAAGAGCAGGUUGGCUUCUUGGUGUGCUUUUGGACCUGGCCGCCCUGCCGGCUGCGGGGUCUGGCGGCCGGGGGGCUCGGGCUUCCUCGCCCCGCUGGGAAACCCAAAGGCGCCGACCCUCUUCUUCAGACGGCCUCCUGAGAGCGGGGGCUGCUCAAAUCCACCCCGAGCCCCCGGGCUGGUUUUGUGUUCUCCUCCGUAGCGAUACCGACAUAGAGCUCUUCAUUCCUCCCCGAGUCCUUAGAGCAGACGUCACUUAGAAAUAGCACUUGGUGUUGGAGCAGCGACAUUCACGUGAUUUAGGCUCUACAGUUCAUGCUCUGGAUGAUUUAAAAUACUCCAAAAAUGCACAAAGCUAUUAGAAUUAUGUACUUUAUUGAUUUUUAUUUUUUUUUUCAGGUGAUAUUUAUGCCCAUAUCUUCACAUCCGCUAUCUCAGGUCCCUUUAAAUGAAUACUUCAGGGAUUUUGAUGCCACUCGUUGGCAGACCAAAUGUAAUAUUUAUAUGCAAUGAGCUGUUAGUUUUUGUAUUGUACAAAUGUAAAUUUGUAAAGAUUUUUUUCUAGAGUUUUUUUGAAGUCACUUAUGUAAUCUAGGAUGUUUCAUUUUCCAGCUGUGGGAUUGUCUUAAUAAAAAAGAUAAACUCUU